AUGGCGCAGUUCAUUCCGCGCCAGGGCUUCCCUAAUUAUGGGGCUAUCCCAAGGUCCUACUUCCUUGGGCAUCACCGGGCCGGAUUGACCAAGAUGAAGAGCAUGCUCUCAUUAAUUGACUAUGUUGUUGAGUGCCGCGACUACCGAGCGCCUGUCACAUCAAUCAAUCCCAUGUUUGAAGAAGCCCUAGGCAAGAUUCGGCGACUGAUUGUCUACACGAAGAGAGAUCUUGGAGGCGUUCUACAUUCAGCAGAGCAGCAGUCGUUAGAAAGAAAAGUGCGAAGCUUCGACCCGAACAGUACCGUCUUCUUUACGGACUCGUCCUCCCGUGCAGACCUCAACCGCAUCAUCAAACACCUUCGAACUGAUGCUGCAAUGCCCGAUAAGCUGACCGGAUGCCGGAUAAUGGUGGUUGGAAUGCCCAAUGUGGGAAAAUCUACAUUAAUCAACCAUCUGCGAAACCACGGGGUGGGAAAAGCAAAGGCCUUAAAAACCGGUGGUCAACCUGGAAUUACCCGCAAGAUUGCAAGUCCUGUCAAGAUUAUUGAGCGAGAAAGUGGAUCACACACCUACGUCCUUGAUACGCCUGGUGUCUUUAUGCCCUAUGUUCCGGAUGCGGAGAAUAUGCUCAAAUUGGCUCUUGUUGGCUGUGUCAAGGAUUCCGUCAUAUCGCCCGUGACUCUCGUGGACUACUUAUUGUAUCAGAUCAAUCUGCAUGAUCCGCUGGCGUAUCAGCGUUGGUCUGAACCUACAAAUGAGGUAAUCCCUCUACUUGAAGGCUUUGCGCGUCACACUGGAUUGCUCAUGAAGGGAGGGAUUCCGAAUGUGGAUGCCGCUGCUUUGCAUUUCAUCUCGAAAUGGAGAUCGGGCGAUGUUGGAAAAUUCAUUCUUGACGACCUCGAUGCUGAGAAGCUGCGCAUGGAGAACCCGGAUGAGACCCAACGUAUGAGCAUGUCCCAAGCACUGAAAUUCGAAAGGGUAAAUCGAAAAAAUAAGUCGGAAUCCGAUACCCCAUCCGAUUAG
This is a messenger RNA of Penicillium odoratum, 1023 nucleotides long. Its product is annotated as putative GTPase MTG1. Gene Ontology annotation, molecular function: GTPase activity; GTP binding. The coding region runs from base 1 to 1023 and encodes 340 amino acids. Gene Ontology annotation, cellular component: mitochondrion. The transcript has 2 exons. The record is from RefSeq and is a predicted model, not a curated record. Lineage: Eukaryota; Fungi; Ascomycota; Eurotiomycetes; Eurotiales; Aspergillaceae.